AUGUCUGGUCACCCAACUGAUGAAAAAUCAGCCCAGGAAUGGGAGGAGAGCGUUGAUCAUGCUACAGGGGUAACUCUGGCAGCAGCCUAUGUCCCCGGCUGUGACGCUGAGAACAAAUUACUUCGGAAACUAGACUUCCGCAUUAUUCCAUGCUGCUGGAUACUCUUUGUCAUGGGUUAUCUCGAUCGCGCCAAUAUUGGAAACGCAAAAACUGGAGGGCUUGAUGAUGACUUCAACCUGACAUCUAAUCAAUACUCAGUCAUUCUGCUGUUGUUCUUCGUCUCUUAUGUCAUCUUCGAGAUUCCAUCCAAUAUGGUCAUUGCCCGAGUGAGGCCAUCGCUGUAUCUUUGUGGCCUGGCUUUGGUAUGGGGGGUGGUCGCUGCUUUCAUGGCUUUGACACAGAAUUGGCAGCAGCUCGCUGGGGUCCGCUUUGUUCUUGGGUUUGUUGAAUCAGGAUUUGCCCCAGGUAUUGCAUUCUAUCUCUCAUCAUGGUACCGUCGAUAUGAGCUUGCCACUGGCCUUAUCACCGAAUAUCUUGAUGGAGCACGUGGAAUAGCUGGAUGGAGAUGGCUAUUUAUUAUUGAAGGCUGUGGUUCAACUUUUGUGGGAUGUGUGCUCUGGUUCUUCAUGGCUGACUAUCCUUCAAAUACUCGUUGGCUUAGUCCUGAAGAGCAGCUUCUCGCCGCACAGCGUCUUGCCUAUGACGGUCUGGGUAACGCCCAAAGUGCUCAUGAAAGGAUUACCGAGAAAGAAGCCCUUAGGAUGGUAGUUACAGACUGGAGAACCUGGAUCCUCGCUCUCCUUUACGCCCUUGUGACUGGAGCGCAAACCAUCCAGUAUUUCAUUCCAACAUUGGUGGAUUCUUUUGGCUGGAAGGACUGGGAAGGGCAAUAUCAUACAAUUCCACCUUAUGCUUGCGCUAUCGUCUGCAUUCUGGUAAUGUCAUUCAUUGCUGACUAUUUCAAAAACAAAUCCUACUUCAUCUUUCUCUUUUCCGGAAUUGGGACUGUGUGUUUCAUCAUUGUCUGUGCUAGCACUAAUAACAUCGUGCGCUAUAUUUUUACCACAUUUGCAUUUGGGUGCAUCUAUGGCACUUCCCCAUUGGUGCUCAUGUGGGUAGCCAAUACCAUCUGCUACCCUGCUGAAAAGAGAGCUGUUGCCCUUGGGCUUGUAAACGCUCUCGGGAAUACGGCUUCUAUUUACGGUGUGUUCUUGUGGCCAGAUAAGGACGCCCCUCGUUAUAUUCCUGGGUUCAGUGCGACUACCAUCUGGAUGGGUGGUAUCUGUAUCAUUGCAUUGGUUGGGGGUUAUCUCUUUAAGAAGCACCUCAUUGAAGCGCCGGAUCCCGCGGACGUGCUAGCAGCGGAAAUUCGCCGACAGCGAGAACGAGGACAGAUUUCUGCCAAGGCAUGA
This is a messenger RNA of Penicillium riverlandense, 1413 nucleotides long. RefSeq lists its product as uncharacterized. The transcript has 9 exons. Gene Ontology annotation, molecular function: transmembrane transporter activity. Gene Ontology annotation, cellular component: membrane. Lineage: Eukaryota; Fungi; Ascomycota; Eurotiomycetes; Eurotiales; Aspergillaceae. Gene Ontology annotation, biological process: transmembrane transport. Bases 1 to 1413 code for a protein of 470 amino acids. The record is from RefSeq and is a predicted model, not a curated record.